GAAGAGAGGAGGGUUGAUGCAGAGCAAGGUCUGAUAGUUCCCGCUACUGCGACUCUCAUCCGUGUUUAGCUGUCGCAAGUUGGUCGUGUAAAACACGCGGUCUGUGUCGUCCCAGACGAACAAGUCCCCACCCAAACAAAAGAAUCACCAUGGCGUUGAAAGAAACUGCUGGGCUGUAUGAGACACUCAAAACAGAGUGGAACAAGAAAAACCCAAGCCUGAGUAAAUGUGGAGAACUUCUGAGCAAACUUAAGGUUUCAUUACUGGAGCUGAACUUCUUACCUACCACUGGGUCCGCGCUCACUAAGCAGCAGCUCAUUUUAGCUCGUGAUGUCCUUGAAAUUGGAGCCUUGUGGAGUAUCCUCAAGAAGGACAUCCCAUCCUUCGAGAGAUACAUGGCCCAGCUAAAAUGUUACUACUUUGAUUACAAGGAGGAACUGCCGGAAGCUGCCUACAUGCACCAGUUACUUGGACUGAACCUGCUCUUCCUGCUUUCACAGAACCGCGUGUCUGAGUUUCACACAGAACUUGAGAGACUGAGUGCACGAGAUAUUCAGACCAACGUAUACAUCAGACACCCAGUGUCCCUAGAGCAGUACUUGAUGGAAGGAAGCUACAACAAGGUAUUUCUUGCCAAAGGCAACAUCCCUGCUGAGAGCUACACCUUUUUUAUAGAUAUUCUGCUCGACACUAUUCGUGAUGAGAUCGCAGGCUGCAUACAGAAAGCUUACGAGCAGAUCCAGUUCAAUGAAGCCACCCGUGUGCUUUUCUUCAGUUCCCCAAAAAAGAUGACAGAGUAUGCCAAGAAGAGGGGAUGGAGUUUGAGCCCAGAUGGCUAUUACUCUUUCACCAGUCAGCAGCAGCGGACAGAAGAGGUGACCAUCCCCUCUACAGAGCUGGCACAACAGGUCAUCGAAUAUGCACGACAGCUGGAAAUGAUUGUGUAAUCCGCCCCCAGGAACACACUCAGACAUGUACAAACACACUCAGAAACACAUGCCGCUGAUCCAGUGAACAUCCAGUCAGCCCAAAUGCAGUUUCCCUGAGUGAUAUGACUUCAUUGAUUUCCAGAGUGGUUGAUUUGUUGCCCUGUCUACCUAAAGAAAUAAAACAUUUAUUUUUCCCGUAUUCGACUUAUCUGCAGUUCUUCCUGUCUGGAAGUUUGCUUUCAUUUUAAAGGAUGGGGAACACAACUGAAAGUCUCACAGGUGUAAUGCUACGGUUAAUUAUUGUAUCCAAGAUGCCAUCUGUACAACAUUAAAACUGACCUUUUUAAGAUCUUAUUCACAACUGGUGACCCUUGGGCCUCAGCUCUUUUACAAAUACUAGAAAAGUCAUUACAAACACCACCCUGUGACUUUGUCCGUCAGUGUCACACAAAACUAUCAUCUUUUCUCCCCCUGCAAUUCAAGCAAACUCUUUUUUUGUAUACAAAGUUAAUUUUCUCCUUUAGUAAAGCUCACGGAAAUGUAUUGCCCUUGCCUUGUAUCCUAGCAACUGACAGAAUUUCCAUUGAGUGUUUUCUAAAUGGUAAAGCCUCUUCCUCCCUAGAUGGUUUGUAAUCCAGUUGAUAUUACAAUGCAAAUCUUUGUCUGCAAUAAACAAUUCAGAAAAUAAA
Molecule: messenger RNA, 1618 nt
Organism: Cottoperca gobio
Lineage: Eukaryota; Metazoa; Chordata; Actinopteri; Perciformes; Bovichtidae
Gene: psmd8
Product: proteasome 26S subunit, non-ATPase 8
Exons: 8
Coding region: 150-947 (265 amino acids)
Biological process (GO): proteasome-mediated ubiquitin-dependent protein catabolic process
Cellular component (GO): cytosol; proteasome regulatory particle; proteasome regulatory particle, lid subcomplex
Source: RefSeq, a predicted model, not a curated record